Molecule: messenger RNA, 9893 nt
Organism: Paramuricea clavata
Lineage: Eukaryota; Metazoa; Cnidaria; Anthozoa; Malacalcyonacea; Plexauridae
Source: the annotation of a GenBank genome assembly
AUGUGUCAUAAUCAACUGCCAAAGAUACGCAGAACUGUCUAUAAUUAUCGUCAAGGUGAUUUUUCUGGCUUACGAACUUCCCUUGAAUGUCUAAAUCUGGAUUCUCUGAUUACAACCGACGACAAUAUCAACCACGACUGGCAACAAUGGAAGAAGGCGUUCCUAGAAGCAGUAUCCCAACACAUACCAUCAGUGAGAGUAAAGGGUCGCAACUAUGUACCGUGGAUGAAUUCUACAUUUCUACACAACAUCAAGAAGAAAAACUCUCUCCGCCUCAGAAUUAAGAAAUCCCCUACACCUACUGAAUAUCUCCUGGAAAAAUUCAAAACCCUUCGUAGUUCCAUCAAGAGUAUGUUACGUAACAGUCGCUCCAAAUAUUUCGACUCUAUUUGUUCCAGCCGUGGACUUAAUCCCAAACGCUUCUGGUCCCUGUUCAAGUUCAAUAAUAAGACACGGAACAUUUCUCAAAAGCUCUCGGUGAAAGUAACUGAAACCAAAAGAACAUCCGCAGGAAAUCCAGCAGAUAUUGCUGCGCUGUUCAACAACUACUUCACAUCUAUAUUUACCACCGAUCCAAAUAUCGAAAACUACAGCUCUGACGCUCUUCCAUAUCAGUCUAACAAUACUAUCAUCGAGGACAUUACCCUUUCGGAAGCCGAUGUUUUCUCCGUAUUGCAUAACCUCGACAUUAACAAAGCCCAAGGUCCAGAUGGGAUUCCUGCACGAUUAUUAAAAGAAACAGCUCGCCAAAUUGCUCCAUCACUAACCGCCUUGUUUAAUAAAUCUCUGAACACUGGUGUGUUACCACGCGACUGGAAACUAGCAAAUGUUGUUCCCGUUCACAAAAAAGACAACAAAGAGCACGUAGAAAACUAUCGACCAAUUUCGCUUCUUUCGCUUAUCUCGAAAGCAUUGGAAAGAUGCGUGUUCAAUAAGAUCAAAGACCACGUUUUCGAACAGAUUAACAACGGUCAACAUGGCUUUGUUCCUCGGAAGUCCUGUGUUACACAGCUCAUUGAAGUCUUUGAGUAUAUUGGUCGUGAGCUGGAUCUUGGGAAACAAGUUGAUGUGAUCUACUUGGAUAUGUCCAAGGCGUUUGAUCGAGUAAGUGACAUGAAACUGUUGAAACGACUUCGUGAUUUUGGAUUCGGUGGCAAUAUUUUUAACUGGUUUAAAUCUUACCUCAAGGACCGUCGGCAGCAGACUACAGUACUUGGUGCAACAUCAUCAGCACUACCAGUAACCUCCGGAGUUCCCCAAGGCUCAAUCCUUGGACCGCUACUGUUCCUAUUAUAUCAGAAUAAUCUCCCCAACUCCAUCAACCACUCGAAGAUCGCGACGUUUGCUGACGACACAAAGAUUUACAAGGCGAUAAACGCGAAGGCUGAUGCAUCCGCUAUGGAGAAUGAUCUUGCGAAUUUCCAAACCUCCUCUGCCAAUGCUAAUCUUCUCCUCAACACAGAUAAAUGUAAGACACUUCGAAUUACUAGAAAACGCAACAAAAUCGACCAUACUUACAAGUUGCAAGAUUCCGCUCUGAAAACCACAGAUUGCGAACGUGACCUUGGCGUCUGGACCUCCUCCACUCUCACAUGGUCGAAACAAGUCCUCCACCAGUGCGCCCAAGCCAACAAAUCCCUCGGGUAUAUUCGACGGUCCACGAUCAAAAUCAAGACCAUCUCUGUUCGUCGGACUCUAUAUCUUACCCUCGUUCGUUCCCACCUCGCAUACGCGUCCCAAGUUUGGGCUCCACAAACUGUUGACCUCAUUAAGCGUACAGAACGCGUUCAAGGACGUGCUUCGAAGUACAUAUUGAACCUACCGUUCUUCUGUGACAUCAACUACAACCAUCGUCUCUCAACAUUAAAUCUACUACCUCUGUGUUACUGGCACGAGUACCUGGACAUAUUGUUCCUUUUCAAAUCACACCAUGGCAUUAUUAACCUAAGCAGCGACAUACUGCCACACCCUCAAAACUCAAGUCAACGUACCCGAUCUACAAACCCUAAAUGCCUACAAUUUAAGACUUCAGCAUGCAAAACAUCUACCUAUCAAAAAUCAUAUCUAAUAAGGACUACUGGAGUCUGGAACACACUGCGAAUAGAUUUAACUAUUAAUAGCAUGGCAACUUUAAAAGACUUUAAAAAUAAGUUAUUAAUCUAUUAUAAAAUAGCACUAGAUAAAUGUUAUGACGUUGACGAUCCACGAACAUGGAAAUCGGUUUGCUUAAAAUGCAACCAAGCUCGCGACCUGACAAGGCCGAUAACGUGUUGUUUUUAGAUUUAGUUUUCAGAAGUACCUUUUCACAUUGGUAUCUAUGGGGCCUAUUCAGGUUUUGCUGAAGGUUUAGGAUUGUGAGGGUUUCAAACGUCUUCUGACUCAGUCAGCUUCCAAAAAUGGAAGUGGUUCUGCGGGUCGCAAUGUGAAAAGUUUCAUCUGAUAGUUCGUUAGUAAUUGAUCCUUUCUAUGUACGUAUAUAGUGUAUUUGUCGAACAUUUAGGGAUCGCUGUAAUUGGCGCAAGCUGUUGCGAUUGCCCUGCCAGUUUUUUGUGUUAACGUUGUUUAAAUCUGGCAAAGUUAAUAAAUGAUAGCCUUCUUAAGUCGAUUGUGCUGAGGACGAUUUUCUUUUUAGCUUGCAUAAAUUUUCCGUUGGACUGCUUUUCCCAUACGGAGGCCCACAGGAUGAGCCCUAGGGGUACGUUAGUAACAACUGAAAGAAGUGGGGAAUCUGAUUUAAUAGUAAUUGACUCAAGGUUGAUGUACGUUAGAUUGUUAAUAGUGUCUGUUAUCCAUGAAGGUGGAAUCUGAUCUUGACAGUAAGCAUAGUACCUUGUUGCUGCAACUGAUACGCCACGAUAACCCCAGAUCCACUGUGAAUAAAUGUGGUGAAUUUUCCUUACAUAUCUAUUAUCAGCUGUCGCUUGGACAAGACCUGAGGAAGGUUUCAGGAAGUUAUUUUCCACCCAUUGCUUGUUUACAGCGUCCUUAGCAUUUAGGACAGCGUCCUUAGCAUUCCCUUAGGGACUGGUCAUUAUUUAUGGAAGGGGGGAGGGGAAUUUUUUCUUUCCUAAAUUUAAAAAAUUGAAAGCCCCCCUUAAAAGAGCAGAAAUGUAAUGAUAACCCCCCUCUACAUAUUAGAAUAUUUUUUAUUGACCCCCCGCCCCCAUCUUCAUUUUUAUUCGAGAAAUGGGGAUACCCAGGCCAGUGCUCUCACAAUCAAAUUUUCGAAUUCCUUAGAAAAAGCUCGAAAAUUCGUCAGAUUUCCUUAAAAUUCCUUAAAUUGGUAAAAUUACCACAAGGCCUGAUCACACAGUUGCAAAAAGUGUUUUUCGGCCUCCUUUUUUCUGUUUUUCAGUUUUUAUAACCUUGUUUCUAAGCACUAAAAAUUGAAAACAUUUGAUUGGUCUUGAUUGUUAGCAUAAUGCCAUAAAGAAAACAUUCAACAUUGAGAAUUUUAAUGAAAAGACCAGUGGCGGACACUUUACGAAAUAUUCGGCGGGGGGGGGGGGCUCUGCCGAAGGCACGGAAAAAUUUUUAAAUUUGAAUCCCGGAAAUGGCAUUUGCAGCGUUCUGAGAACACAUUUUGUAAAAAACUAGGGUUUCAACUAGGGUUUCAAAAACUAGGGUUUCAAAACUAGGAUUUCUGCAGUCUUUCAAAAUAAUUGGGGGUGCUCAGGCCCCCCCCCCCCUGGUGUCCGCCACUGGAAAAGACAGCCAUAUUUACAUUUAUGACAUAGAGAGCAUACAAAUAUAUGUAAUUAUGUGCGUAUAAUGUUGCUACUUUCAAGUUUAAAUCUCAUUUGCGUGGCGUGGUUAUCCUCCGUCCAACGUUUUUAGUCCCGGAUAAAAUGUUUCGGAAAUUCCUUAAAAAAAUCCUCAAAAACCUAAAUUCCUUAAAAAAAUCCUUAAAACUCUUCAAAAUUCCUAUUUUUAAGGAUAAUUCCUUAAAAGUGAGAGCACUGACCCAGGCGUUAUAAUGUUAAUUAUUAAUUAAAUAAGAAUAUGGAGCUGACAAGAUAUUAACGUCGACCAAAAAUAUAUAUUAGCAGAAAAUUAUAAAUAAAAGAGGGGUAUUUUCAUAUAUAACUCUAAAAUCAGGUUUCCAUUUGAUCUGGGCGAUUGUAACCAUGUUUAACGGCAGAGAAUUAAUAUUAGUUUUUGGAGGCAGGUGCCGUUUGUGCUCCAAGGCUGUAACUAGAUUUGAUGGCACAAAGUAUUGCCAUAGCAGCUGCAAUGAGAGUAACAAUCAGUAAUAUUAGCAGCAAAAGGAGAUAGCCAUGACAAUUCUGGACAUUCUGCCAAGGCAUACCUCCGGCAACAGUCACACUGACAAGUCAGUGGAAACAAAAUAUAAUGUAUGGUGGUCUAUACAUCCUAUUUUAUGUGAGAUUAAAAAUUAUAUAAAAUAAAAUGACCUACUACCAGAUAAAAUCCUCUAGAGUAAACAUGGGUGGGUGGGGUGGGUAAGGCAAAGGUAUCUAAGCGCUAAGCUUUGCUGUAGCUAGGCAAAGCAUACAAUGGCAGUAUGGAUGCCCAGACCGAAGCACUGAUCACAAGGCGCGAAACACCCCCUUUAAUCGAUAUGACGUUACAGACUCACGUCACGAUAUGACGUCACAGACAUAACCUUGCUUAAAUGUAUUUAACCACAUCAAGAUAGCUCAUGUAAUAAUACAUUGUCAAUUUAUCUCUGCAAUCUGUAAAGACUGAUUUGCAUACAGCACACAGAAGACAAGAUAAAUCCAGACUAUUUCACACCAGUGACCAUGAUUUAGUCGCAAAUAAGAACAAAUGGAUACCAUGCUUAUUAAGCAAAUUCCUUCCAAUUUAAAAGCAACCCCGCCCCCCCCCGCCUCCUCAUUUUCUUCAAAAAUUUAAUAGCCCCCCCCCUUCUAGGCAUUUAUUUAUACAUAUGCCCACCCCCUCAUUUUUCUCUCCCCCCUUCCAUAAAUAAUGAGCGGUCCCUUAGAUCAAGAAUACCACUCGAAUCUCCCAUAUCCAGAUCACCCUUUACCAAUUCACCUCUACUACUCAUGAACUCAUCAGUUGCCCAUUUCUUAUUAACAGCAGAACCGUCAGUUGUUGGGUCAGCUACCUUGGUUAACUCAAAAUUAUUCACAUCUAGGUUACUUGCUAACGUAUCACCGUUACGCUUCAGAAACUGUAGCCCCCAAGUGUCCAGCGUCUUACUUGAAAGUGCAGCUGUGUCUCCCACAGAGCCCCCUGCAAGUCCCGUUAUGCUAUGCCCUCCCAUGUCAAUAUUACCUGUCAUAGUGAAACCGCUACUAUUGAUUGAACUUCCACUAACAUGAUCAGUAACCCACUUCUUAGAUACAGCAGACUUGUUAGUAGUAGGAUCACCUAACUUUACUAUUUCAUUGUUUCCCAUAUCGAGGUCAUCAGAUAGUGUAAGACCACUAUAAGUCUCACGUCUACUCCUACUUCCACUUAUCUUAUCCUCGACCCAUUUUUGGACACAGCUGACGAAUUAGCUGUGGAAUCACCAAUAUCUUUAAUUUCAUAACCAGCCAUCUGAAGGUCACCUCUCAUUCUGUCUACACUUUCCCCAAAAAGCCUUUCCUUAUGAGACCACUUGAAGUAGAGGCAUCCUUACUAGAAUGUGGACUUCAUCAAAUAGAACACUACCACGGACGAACUGAUUAUUACCCCCAGACAGCUUCAGGAAGUUACUACUGUUUGAUUUAAACCAUCCCUUGCUAACAGCAGACUUAUCAUCUGUGGGAGUGGCAAGAUUUUUAAUCUCAUGGCCCUUCAUAUCAAUAUCACCAGCAAUAUUAAGUCCGGAGACAGGUUUAUCCAGCAUUCCAACGACCCAGUCCUUGCUAACAGCAGACUUGCCAGUAGUGGGAUCACCCAAAGCCUUUAUCUCAUUGGUUGACAUAUUGAGAUCAUUUGUGAGGGUAAGACCAGGUAGACUAGCAUGUGUAUGUCCACGACCACCUUCAACCCACCUCUUAUUAGCAACAUCUCCAGGAUCAGUAGGAUCACCAACAUCUUUGAUCUGAUGAUUUCUCAUAUUAAAGUCACCAGUAAUGUAAGACGUACCGUCGCGUCUGGUAUAGUGACCCAACAUGGUAGCCACAUAGUCAUAGUUAACGACUGUCUUAAGUGCACGCGAUGGAUCACCGAGAUUGGUUAUCUUAUUACCACCCAUAUUUAUGUCACCAGUCAUGGUGAAUCCUGCCGGUUGAAUUGUAACAGAAGCUUGUUUGAUAAUUUCAUCAUCUACCCAUUUCUUUGUAACCGCAGACGUGUCAUCUGUAGGAGCACCCAGACCUUUCACCUCAUUACCAUCCAUUUCAAUGUCACCUUUCAUAGUAAAUCCAUCCUUAUUAAACACACUUCCACUUGAUGAGUCAGCAUCAUUUGCUUCCUUACUGUAUCCUUGAUAGAUAGCCAUUUUUAUAACAUACACAAUGUUUCACAGAACAGUUCUCAAUACAAGAAACACAGCAACAGACCCGAUACCGAGUCCAGCUAAGACAUUAUUACUAGAAGACUCAUGGGUACUAACCGCCUUACGCUGCACAACUGGUGUGGUAACCUUAGGGACAACAGGAGGUGUAACACUUACAGGGCUUCCUGGAACUUUUGUAUUUCCACUAAGAGUAUCAAGGUGGUGAACUGGUGUGCUAUUUGGAUGGUGUUUCUUUGGAGGAUCAGCUUGCUUAACACCGACAUAAUUUACCUUCGGAUUCUCCCCAAAUUUCAUUGUACUAUUUGCUGUCUGUAGCAGGUUAUUAUAACCGAGUAUCGGAGUUUUUAGAAUAAUGAAGUUCGAUGGGAUUAGAACUAUUCCAGGGGAUAGAGCAGUAUUCAAAAUCACAUUUGUGUCCCUCACAGCUUCCCUCAUAUUACUAAUUGUUGUUACCGUACUACUUUGUAAAAUAGUAGAAUUCACAAUAGUUCUAAAGUCACGUUGCGUUUGGAUGGCUUUAAGAACGUUUCCUUCUAUCGACCACCUAGUAUUAGCUUGAGAUCCUAACAUAGCAUACACAUAGGACUCAAUACUCUCCUGGAUAAGCUCAACACCCAACUUAGUAAAGCCAUUGCUUUUUUCAGCUAUGAAUGAGAGGUAAUCGCUACCAGACAAAGGUCCCGCACUAGUUGUAGCACCACUUCCAUCAAUAAUGUAGGCCUCGAUAAUCGGGAUAUGUUUUCUUACAAUAUUGAGGUUAACUCCAAGUUUAUCAAUAGCAUCCUUACUCACCGUUAACUUUCUAGUGGUGUAGUACAGAUGAUAUCUCAUAAUGGAUGUUAUUAUUUUAGGAAUAUAAUUACUCUCGCGAACGUGUUCCAAUGAUACCCCACUAAGAUAGCUAGCUAUAUAGGCACCCGACAACAUUCUAGUGUAUGGUAUCGUAUUGAAGGAAACCUUUCUUACAUCCUUAUUAGUUAAAUUAUGACCUUCAUCCCAACCUACACCAGCAUUGGGGAAGUUAGACAUGAAAUAACUGUUUUCAUUCACAUAGACCUUAAAGUUGUUAAAGUUAUAGGGAAGAUUCACAUGAGGUCGAUACGUGUUAAUACGAUAACCAUCAUCAUGAAUUAAAACUCGACUAGGUCCCAACUUUCUUUCAUCGUAAAUAGGAUUCUUUGGAAAGACCAGUGGUUUAAGUUCCUGAACUGUCCCAUUACUAUUCCAGAGAAGCGGCCACCCUUUUGGUUUCAAGGGAACGUCGGGCUUAGGUUUCAGGGGAGGUGGCGCCACCAACUUAGGCUUUAUUGCUGUAAGGUAUGAGGUGUACUCCUUGUCUUCCUUAAAGCCGUCAUAUUUUAUAUCAUAGGAUGUAAUUCCAUCAAAAUCUACAAACCACGUAACAACUCUUAUGUCACCACUACUGGUAGCCUUAGCUUCAAAUUUAAAUCUUCUCAUAUCUGCAAAAGGAUACUUUACUUUAAACUUAGCCCUCUCAGCGUAUCAGCCUUUUUACCAGUAAUAGGAUCAACAUAAUCUUCACUGACAUCCUUUCCGUACUUUUUUUCAUAGUCUUGGUACGAUCUAUACGGCGACUUACCAACUUGUCUUCCACCCGGUAUCAUUUUGUAAUAGAAUAACGUAUGUUAUUAAGAUGAAGUUUACAAUUCUUACUAAGGGUCCGCACACUGUAGUACCACUGUAUAAUUCAGUUCUAACAAGCAACUAUGGUUCAGUCUUUGUGAAGAAAGUAUCUGUCUUCUGGGAGUAUUUCAAUAUAGUGAAACAAAUAACGUUAAUUAUUGUAAAGACAGAUGGCGGAGAAUCAGAUGUAAACAUUGAAAAAGGAUACCACACAUUUGCUAAUAUUAAAGCUGUGCUUGAAAGACACGGUGUAAUGCUAACAUACUUUGGGGAAGCAGCUAAGUGUCAAAUAGAGACAACAAAAUAUGACAUCACAGUAGAAAAACACCUACUUAACAUGUUAGGAUUCAACAGGUAUUCUACCUCAAUGAUUCUAUUAAAAGGGAGAAGUUUAUCAGGUGAUAGUAAAGUUGACAUUAACAACGGACUACGAUUCGUAAACAUUCAUUGCAACCUUGCAGGUAAGAGCUACAACACUAACCACUGGGGUAAGCCAAGUGAUCUGAUAACAAGUAUUACAAUUCCGACAGACAGACCAUUACUAGGCUCUGUGGUUAGUUACAUUGACAUUGAAAGCAGAUUUGCAAUAGUUAAGGGUUCAUGUUCAGAACUGGUUUUCCAUGUGAGAGAUCAAGACGGGAAACCUAUUGAUAUAGGUGAAGUGCUUAUCUAGAUGUACCUUGAGUAGUGAGCUUACAUUGGUUAAUAUAAGAUGGACGACGAUAUUAUGAAAGAACAGGGACUACGAGAUAUUUACUACAAUCCUAAAACUGGAUUCCAAACACCAGAGAAACUAUAUCUUAGAGCAAUAUCAGACGGACUUAAAGUAACCAGAAACCAGGUCAAAAAAUGGAUAAACGAGCAAGACACAUACACUAGGUACAGACAAGUGUUUAGGAAACAUAAGUUCAGACAGACGUACGUCCAAACUUUAGGUGAACAGUUACAAAUGGAUUUAGUUGAUAUGACAAAAUAUGACGACAAGAACAAGGGAUACCGCUGGAUUCUCACAUCCAUUGAAAUACUAAGUAGGUACGCAUUCACAGUACCAGUGUAUAGGAAAAACGCGACAUCAAUGAAGGACGCAGUCAGUAACAUUUUAGAGCAAUUUAAUAAUCGUUUUGGUAAAUACCCAAAAUUCACCCAGUUUGAUCAAGGCACAGAGUUCUACAACAAAGAAGUAAAGUCAUUGCUUAAUAAACAUAACAUUGAAUUUUUCUCUACUUACUCAGACAAAAAGGCCGCAGUUGUGGAAAGAUUUAACAGAACACUGAAAGCGCUAAUGUGGAAGUACUUUUACAGUGCCAGUACAUAUAAAUGGUUAGACGUCCUUCAAGACUUAACUGAUAAUUACAACAGUUCAGUGAACAGAUCAAUUAAAACAACACCGGACAGUGUAAAUGAGUCCAACUGGACUGAAGUAUGGCAGACACUUUUUAGUCACAAUUUAGGCAAGCCGUCAGAACCAAAGUUUGCUGUCGGAGAAAGUGUCAGGAUCUCAAAGUACAAAUCAGUGUUCACAAAAGGGUACGAAGCAAAUUUCACAGAGGAGUUAUUCACUGUGACGGAAGUGUAUCACGGCCAUCCAAACACGUACACAAUAAAAGACAGUGCUGAUGAACCAAUAAUUGGCAGAUUCUAUGAACAAGAACUGUAUAGCGCCGAAGGAAGAGAACCUGAUUUUAGAAUAGAGAAAGUGCUAAGGAGAAGAACAGUGAAGGGUAAAAAGAUGGCCCUAGUUAAGUGGUUAGGUUAUGAUGACAAAUUUAACAGUUGGAUACCAGCUGGAGACAUAAAGUCCCUAACAUAG